AUGCAUGCUUGUGUUAUUCAUUCGGGUGUUCAGGAACGCACCUUUACGCCGUUCAGAGACAUUUGGGUCCCCUUGGAUUUAUCUAACGCAGCAUCUUUCAAUGGAAUCUUAGCUCAUGCAGCUGCGGACUUCUUUGGUUCAAGAGGAGAUGUGAAUAGCUCUGAGAUUUUAAAGUUCAAGACAGAAGCCAUCGGGAUUAUCAAUAAAUGGCUUGGUACUGCCGUCACUGCUACGAACGACGAGGUUUUCGCGGGUGUCGUGCGGCUUCUCACAUUCGAGAGAUACUGGGGCUCUCGUGAACGAUUUGACCUUCACAAACACGGGCUGCGACACAUGGUAAAAGCCAGGGGAGGGUAUCAAGCUUUCGAGCCAAAUUGGAGACUCCAGCUUGUUCUUUCGUUGUAA
Penicillium atrosanguineum is the source of this 405-nucleotide messenger RNA. RefSeq lists its product as uncharacterized. The record is from RefSeq and is a predicted model, not a curated record. NCBI's taxonomy places the organism in Eukaryota, Fungi, Ascomycota, Eurotiomycetes, Eurotiales, Aspergillaceae. The transcript has 2 exons. Bases 1 to 405 code for a protein of 134 amino acids.